Molecule: messenger RNA, 4917 nt
Organism: Aspergillus sclerotioniger CBS 115572
Lineage: Eukaryota; Fungi; Ascomycota; Eurotiomycetes; Eurotiales; Aspergillaceae
Product: putative nuclear migration protein (ApsA)
Exons: 3
Coding region: 1-4917 (1638 amino acids)
Biological process (GO): establishment of mitochondrion localization; microtubule cytoskeleton organization; dynein-driven meiotic oscillatory nuclear movement
Cellular component (GO): mitochondrion; cell cortex
Molecular function (GO): tubulin binding; phospholipid binding
Source: RefSeq, a predicted model, not a curated record
AUGUCGACAAUCGAAGAUCCUUUCAUCUCCAAGUCCCAAGGGGGCGCUGCUCCUCGCGAGUCGCAUAGGUACUCGUCCUUUGACACGCAGCUGUUCAGUCUUGAUGCAUCCUCGCCGGCACAAGCAAAACGAGCCCUCGAGGCGCAUCUGGCAGAGACAGAGCGCAGACUUGAGGAGGCGAGCAAGCUAGGCACUGCUCUAAUCGAGCAGCAGAAGGAACUAGAAGACAAGCUGAAGGAAGUUGAACAGCAGCAGGAGGCGGGCCAAAUUGGGCCAGACCUUCGUCAGAAGCUCGCGGACUUGGAACGAGAAUACAAUGAAAUCGGCCGGGAAACCACGCGCGCAUUUCUUGCCCCCAAGCGCAUGGCGGGAGGCGACGAUAGCCAUUUGGGGACCCCGUACGAGCAAAAGUCACCAAUCAGCCCAGCACUAUUCGCCGGCCAAGCAACAAAUUCUCCAAGUAAAGUGAGCGUGCCCUCUCGGAAGCAACGGAACCAAUCAUCGACCCGAGUACAUGACAUCGAAUUCGCUACCGAGAUAUCGACGUCUCUUCUAGCCCAAGUUCGUCAGUUACAGACACUGCUUGCCGAGCGUGAGGAGGCGUUAAAGACAGUGAACCUGGAGAAGUCGAGGCUUGAGUUGGAAGCAGAGGGAUAUGCUCAGCGUAUCCGUGCACUGGACGAGAGCGAAGAGCGCUAUAAAGACGAGAACUGGGCGUUGGAGACUCGGACGCAUGAGCUCAUGGCCGCAGUCAAGGAAGCGGCUGAUCGCGAGAGUAGACUCAACAGCAGCAUCGGUACUUUGACCACUGAGAAAGGUUCCGUCGAACGGGAGCUUGAGGAUUUGAAGCAAAUCAACGCAAAAUUGGUCGAGGACCACACGGCAGCUCAGAAAGCGAACGAUUCAGAGAUUCACCUCCUGCGUAGAAACCUCAAUGCCGGAGAUGCCGAAAGGCUCGCCCUUCAACAAAAGGUUGAGGAGUUGAAUGCACAAAACCAAGAACUCGCGCGAGCAGUGGCAAUGCGACUUCGCCAGCACGAGACGGAGUCUACGCGCGAGGUCUCCGGCGGCCACGAUUCCGACGACCAAGAUCAGUCCACACCUGAGAAUUCCCCUCCCCCAUCUCCGAACAAGUUUACUCCCCGGCAUAACCACCUCGAAACAGAGACGUUGCGAAGUUCGCUUGGUCAUGCCCAUCGCAUGAUUCAAAAUCUCAAAAGUACUAUUCAUCGGGAGAAGACCGAAAAAAUUGAUCUGAAACGUAUGCUGCAAGAAGCUCGCGAUGAGAUAGAACAGCGCCGUCGUGAGACCGCCGCUCCGACCAACCCAGCAAGCAAGCGCCAGAAGACCAAGGCUGAGGCCACAAGGAAAACUGCUCGGCCGGAUCUGCUGGGUGCUGGACGGAAAAGGGCGGAAAUUGAGAUCCAUGAUUCGGAUUGGGAAGAUAAUGCCACCGAUGCCAGUCCUUCUCACCGGGCUUCUGUGAAGUUGUCUAGAGGUCGCAUAGGAGAACAGUCAUCCGAUGAACCCAGCGAUGCGUACCAGACUGCCACCGAAGCUGACGAUGCCUUCGAGACGGCGAACGAACGAGGAACUGCUACCGAAAGCGAAGCGUUCCAGACCGGCUUAGAAAGCAUGGCUGACGAUAGCACGGAUAUCGAUGAGCUGACGGAGACCGAAGACCGGCUGCAGCUGACCCCACGCGGACGGGUAUCCUCCUUGACUAUGGCCAAGGCCCGCGAUAGGACGUCCUAUCAAAGUACCGCAUCGACCUCGGGCGAUGAGGAUGAGGAUUACGACGGGAGUUUCCCGUCGCCGAGCCAAAUGUCCUCACCUAGAUAUCGACUGAGACAGAAGAGAAGCGUAGUGAGGAAGAUUCGUCCCUCAGGUGAAGCCCCAAUGGCUUCUGUUAGCCGGCCUUCUAGUGCGCGAGAAUCCUCGGCAACAAGCUUCACCGAAGGCUUGGCGGGCUCGGAGGGACAGAGUCUCUUCAUGGAACUUGCGGAGCUAGACGGCGAUGAAGAUGAGGGUGACUUCGGCCCCCCUAUGCGUUACGCUACGGCCUCGCAGUCUUCAACACCGCGCAUGCUCCCGACACCCGAUUCUAGACGACCGUCAGAGGUCAUGCUCGAUGCGAACCCCAAACCUGUCAUGGUUGAUUCUGGAAUGAUGACCGAUCCUUGGGAGCCAGCAAUGAUCCCAGCUAGCGUCGAUAAUACCAGUGGCGAAGAAACUCGUGGUUUGCCUACAGCAUCCACAAAGACAGCGAUGUCCGAUGCCAGCACCGCUACUGAAACAGAGGAACCCCGGAAACUGGCGCACGCGGCAACUCAGUGGAGUCCCCUUGAGCCAGCAGUGGAACAAGCGGAUCAAUACGCUGUAGACAUCCCACGGAAUGGCCUUCUCACCCACACUUCUAACAUUGAAAUGGAUGUUUCUUCUGUUUCUUUCCAGGAAACCGUUCCUGUGGCACCAAGAGCACCUGAGUUGAGCAUGUCAUAUGCUGUUGAGGUCACUACCGAACCCGUCCAAUUUGUUGCUCCCGAGCCGCCGAAGCUUACACUGUCCUCUAUUUGCUCACAAUUGACGGAACCAGUGGAUUCUAAGCUUCCUGAGCCCGAGCCUGUAUAUGUGGCAGAUAUGGUUGUCUCCAAAAUAGACUUCCAGUAUACCCUGCCUAUCACGCCAGUUCUCCCCGAACCUGCUCCCCGGAUUUCACUGGCCGAGCAAGGUACUAAUACCGAGACACCAGAGGUGGCCGUUUCGUCCAUUUUGUCGCAGCAGACAGAUCCCGUUGAAGCCGUUCCAGAGCAGAGAGAGCCAGUGUCAGAAGUCGUAACGGAAACCACUACGGAAUCCCAGAAAUUUGUUUUGUCCACCAUUUUCGCCCAGCACACGCAACCGGUGGCAGCUAAUCUAGAGGUGAGGGAGCCACAGCCCGAACUCGCCGUGGAGCAAGUCGCACCUAAGGUUGAGCCCCCAGAGCUCGUGGUCUCUUCUAUUUCUUCGCAGCAAACAGAACCCAUUGAAGCUAUUCUACAGCGGGAGGAGCCUGUGCCUGAAGCAGCGCUUCCGGACCUGUCCAUUUCUUUGAUGGCCUCUGAAUGCACCGAGCCUAUUCCACCACAAGCGCGUGAACUACCAGUUCCUCUGGUGCCACAUGUGUCGCUGUCCGAAGUCAGCUCCGUGGAAACUGUGCCAGUCAAAUUUAGCCCACCGAUAGCCACGACAGCCACGGUCCCUCUGCUUCAACUUCCCGACGAGAAUAUUACACCGGCAUCUAGCAGAACGGCGAUCAAGAGCAAUCCAGCAGCGGAAUUGUCGUCGCUUUUGGUUGCAGAAGACACCUCGGAUGAGGGUACGUUGAACAAUGCAGCUGACGAAAUGCCGGACGCCUCACUCCCCCUAAAUACCAUAUUUGGGAACGCUGUUUCGCGUCAUAUGAGGCAAUCUCCGUCUUCCAACCAGGCAGAUCAAGGUGCCCAGACAAUCUUGUCGUCCAAGCAAAUUGAUCAGAUCUUGAUGGACCGUAUUACCACCCGGCCCUUGUCUCCGCCAGACAGCGAUAAGUCUAAGGAACAAAAUACUUCUCCUUUCGCUACGCCUAAAGCCAGGGUUCGCCCGACUCAUCAAACCUCAGCAGCGUCUCUACCAUCUCACCACCUGAGGCCUGGUAGUGCCGUUAGCCAGGCAUCUAGCAUCCAAAGCCACACUCCUUUGCCUGGGGACACCAGGGAAGCCGUUAUAUCAGCCGAGAAGAGGUCGCUGGAUCUUCGCCCAGCUUCCCCAAGCUUUAUGGGCCCACCGCUUGCCCCAGCUUCUGCCUACAGAGCGAACGUAGCCCAGCGGCCACGGACGCCUAACGACUCCGGUCUGCAUGUCGGAGCUGCAACGACAACUUCACGGCUGAAGAUGAGGCGCGAGAGCCACGUCUCGCGAAGAUCGUCCGUGUCAUCAUUUGCGUCUGAGAUAGAAGAACGGUUCAACAUGCAUCCCAACCCAGCUCUUGGCCCGCAAGGUUAUGCCGCUGGUACAGAUCCGCGAAUGAUUCAGGCAAUCACUCAGACGAUGAUCGGAGAAUUCCUCUGGAAAUACACACGCAAGCACGUUUCCGGAGAAAUAUCCAACUCGAGACAUCGUCGCUACUUCUGGGUCCACCCGUACACCCGCACAUUGUACUGGAGCGAACAGGAUCCGCAGAGCGCUGGCAAGAGCGAGCUUCGAACUAAGAGCGUUCUGAUCGAGGCUGUUAGAGUCGUCCCAGAUGACAAUCCUUAUCCCCCGGGUCUUCACUGCAAGAGCUUGGAAGUGGUGAGUCCUGGUCGCCGGAUCCGAUUUACUGCAACCACCAGUCAAAGACACGAGACUUGGUUCAACGCACUCUCGUACCUGCUUUUGCGUAAUUCGGCCGAGAACGGCGAGGAGCAGGAGAGCAAUGCUUCUUUAGAGGACAUUGAUGAGUUUAAUCCUGGUUUUCGCUCACGCUCGCGCCAGACUUCUCGGCUAUCAUUCUCGUCUUCUCGGAGUCGUAACACCCGGAAUUGGCCUAAGGAACGUGCAGGGUCCGUACUGUCGGCACGCCGCACGGCUACGCCUGGUCGUACUUCUCCGGCACUAAGUACGCCAUCUCAUUACUCGGACCAGAGGCACAGCUCUGCCUCCCGCCUUAGUACGAUCUUGAACACAACAAUCAAGGGUUCUUUCGGCCGGAAGGGACCUGCCUUUGCCACCUCAAGUGUGCAUGAAGGGAGCCUCCAUACGCACGAUAGCGAGGACGAUCUGCGGCAUAUGAUGGAAAGGCAGGAUGAUCGGCUCGAGAACGUCCGAGCAUGCUGCGAUGGCAAACAUGAUGUCAGCGCACUCUCAAGGACGAGUCGCUAUAGCCCUCGGGUGAAUCGAAUCCACUCCCACCACUAA